CAACCAGCUACUGGCGCCUUGACCUUAACCUUUGCUCAAGACGAAAAGGAGCCAUGCAGGACAUCCAGGUCAAGGUGCUUCAACAGGAGUUGGCAGAUCAAUCCGAACGCCACGGCAAGGAGCUGAAGAGGCUCAAUGAUGAGGUGAGGCUUUUACAAGAGAGGCUCAAAGCAGUCCUCGAUCGACGCUCAAAGCAAGCUGUGCAGCCACCAAGUAUCGAUUCCACCUUUGUCAGGCGAGUAGAGUGGCGACUGCCCAACUGCAAACAAGAUGUCAGGACAGUUGAGCGAGGUCAGAGUAUGUGGUCGGGUCCUUUCUCAGCGAGUGGCAUCGCUGAGAUGCAGCUGGAGUUCUUUCCACAAGGACGUGAGAACUCCCAGUCCGGCUUUUGUGCCUUGUUCCUUUGGGCCCCUGGCAAUGUGCGCUUGAAGUACAGAUUGCAGGUGGGGAAUCACUCCACCUGGGAUGAGGAUUUCUUCGACCGAUGGAUGGGACAUGGCCAUUCCAACUUCUGCAACCUCGAGGCCCAGAUUGAGAAGGAUUCACUGGUCAUUCGUGUGGAGAUCCUUGAGGUCACUGUGACGGAGGACUUAGGCGAUGGAUUGAGGCUGAUCAAUCAAGGCAUUUCUCAACCUCUGAAGUUGGAGGCUGCGGUAAUCAGGAACCGCGACCUCGACACCGUGGAAUGGACUGUCCGCAACAUCCGGCAGCGAAUGCGAGAUGUGUCACGAGGGCAGUAUGUUUGCAGCCCAUCCUUCUCUAUCGCAGCCGUGCGAAAUAUGCACAUCGAGUUCUAUCCCAACGGCCUGGAGGGCAGCAAAAAUGGCUACUGUGGUCUCUAUGUGAGGAGCCCGGGUGGCAAAUACACUUUGAAUCUCACACUGUCCGUGGGCUCCGCCACAAGAGGCCCAAGUCGGACCGAGCUUGACGGAAAUUCGGCGAAGGGAUUGCCAGAGUUCUGUCGCAUCAAUGAGCAAUUAGAGGAGGAGGACCUUGUGAUUGGCAUCAAGGUGCAGAAUCCUCUGGACCGUGACGAUGAAGAGAGGAGCCUCGCAUUGUAGGGGGAAAAAAGGUGCACUGUGUGCAUUCUUCGGCAUUUGGGGGUACUGUAGUCGC
Cladocopium goreaui is the source of this 1116-nucleotide messenger RNA. NCBI's taxonomy places the organism in Eukaryota, Dinophyceae, Suessiales, Symbiodiniaceae. The record is from the annotation of a GenBank genome assembly.